AUGGAGGGUGGUGAGUUCACCUUGCAGAUCUACACAGGCAGUGUCACUGUAGGGACCAUCUACUGCCCAGUCUCCGCCCACAGUGACACCACUGCAUCUGAGGUCAUUGAGCAUAUCAUCAACAGGCUCUGCCUCGAAUGUGGCAGGUGCUAUGUCCUGGCGGAGGUGAAGGAGUUUGGGGGGGAGGAGUGGAUCUUGAACCCCACAGACUGCCCUGUCCGGUGCAUGCAGCUGUGGCCCCGCCCCUCUGCAGAGCGUGGCUGUGGUGGCGGUGAGUUCCGCUUCCUGCUGCGUGAGAAGGACCCUGAUGGCUCAGUGCGCUACGGCAAUGCACAUAGCUGGCCACACACAAUGGAGGAGCGACAGCGCCACCUGGUGGAGCGGGGGUUACUGCCGCAGCCGCCGCAGGUGGACCACGACGACCUGUGUAACCUGCUUGACGUCAGUGAGGACGUGCUGCUGGCUCACCUGCGUGGCCGCUUUAGGCAGCAGAAGAUUUACACCUACCUGGGGAGCAUCCUCCUCGCCCUCAACCCCUUCCGCUUCCUGCCCCUCUACAACCCCAAGUACGUCCACCAGUACAGCAGCCUGCGGCCCGGCAGCCUGGAGCCGCACAUUUACGCCGUGUCGCACACGGCCUACCACGCCAUGCUGCGCCGCCGCCGUCCCCAGGUCAUCAUCAUCUCCGGGGAGGGGGCCUCAGGGAAGACCCAGAAUGCCAACUUCCUGAUCCACCACCUGGCCGCGCUCAGCCAGAGGGGCUGCACCAGCAGGGCUGAGCGGGCCAUUCUGGGGGCGGGACCCGUGCUGGAGGCAUUUGGAAAUGCAAAGACGGCUCAAAAUAACAACUCCAGCCGCUUUGGCAAAUUUAUCCAGGUCAGCUACCGGGAGACUGGCACUAUGAGAGGGGCUUAUGUACAGAAGUACCUGCUGGAGAAAUCACGACUGGUCUACCAGGACCCCAAGGAGCGGAACUACCAUGUGUUUUAUUACCUGCUGGCGGGAGCCAAUGAGAGUGAACGGGCGGAGUUCCACCUUAAGCAGCAUGAGGAGUUUCACUACCUGAAUCAGCAGGACUGUCUUCUGGUGGAAGGGGUGGAGCUGAAGCAGGACUUUGAGCGACUUCAGAUGGCCAUGGAGAUGGUCGGGUUCCUGCCCGCCACAAGGAAACAGGUCUUCUCUCUGCUGUCAGCCAUCCUGCACCUGGGGAAUAUCUGCUAUAAGAGGAAGAACAGGGAGGAUUCUGUGGAUAUCUGCAACCCAGAGCUGCUGCCCACAGUGUCAGAGCUGCUCCAGGUGAAGGAGAAGAGGCUUUUUGAAGUUUUGACCACACGGAAGACGGUGACUGUGGGAGAGAGGCUGGUCCUUCCUUACAAACUGUCUGAAGCUGGUACAGUACGCGACUCCAUGGCCAAAUCCCUCUACAGUUCCCUGUUUGACUGGAUUGUGUUCAGGAUCAACCAUUCGCUGCUCAACACCAAGGCCCUGGAGGAGCAUGCCAAGACCCUGUCCAUUGGAGUGCUGGACAUCUUUGGCUUUGAAGACCACGACAGCAACAGCUUUGAGCAGUUUUGCAUCAACUUCGCCAGUGAACAGCUCCAGCACUACCUCAACCAGCACAUCUUUAAGCUGGAGCAGGAGGAGUACGAGGCAGAGGGAAUCAGCUGGCAGAGCAUUGACUUCAUUGAUAACAGCGGCUGCAUCGACCUCAUCAGCAGGAAGCCCACAGCACUGCUCCACCUGCUGGACGAAGAGUGCAACUUUCCACAAGCCACCAACCAGACACUGCUGGACAAGUUCAAGCGGCAGCACGAGGGGAGUGGCUUCAUCGAGUUCCCCACCGUCAUGGAGCCAGCCUUCAUCAUCCGCCACUAUGCUGGAAAAGUCAAGUAUGGGGUCAAGGACUUCAGAGAGAAGAACACAGACCACAUGAGGCCAGACAUGGUGGCCCUGCUGAAGAGCAGCCGAAGCGCCUUCAUCUGCAACCUCAUGGGUGUGGCCCCUGUGGCCACCUUCCGCUGGGCAGUGCUGCGAGCAUGUUUCAGAGCCCUGGCAGCCUUCAGAGAAGCAGGCAGAAGAUACACAGAGAGUAAGAGAGAUCUGCAAUGCACUAACACACAGGAGGAGAAAUCACCUCGGCUGAAUAAAGACCACAAUGCAAAGCCCCUCCUUCCGAAGCGCCUGCUGGAUGUGAAGUCCCUGAUACACCUGAGCAGCCUGACGCUGCAGGACGGCGUCACCAAGUCCCUGCUGCACCUGCACAGGAAAAAGAGACCGCCCAGCAUCAGCGCCCAGUUCCAGGCUUCUCUGAACAAACUGAUGGAGAUGCUCAGCCAAUCAGAGCCUUACUUUGUCAAAUGUAUCCGCUCCAACACAGAGAUGGUCCCUCUACAGUUCAAUGACAGUGUUGUCCUGCGUCAGCUGCGGUACACAGGCAUGUUGGAGAUGGUUCACAUUCGCCAGUCAGGGUACAGCAUCAGGUACACCUUCAAGCAGUUUAUCCAGCACUUCCAUGUGCUUUUACCUGUGAGCUCCAGCACAGCCCAGGAGAACAUUAGGCAGUACCUGCGCCAGGUGGCCCUGCAUCCUGACGCCUUUCAAGUGGGCAGGACAAUGGUGUUUCUGCGGGAGUCGGAGCGGCAGCACCUGCAGGAUCUGCUCCGUCGGGAGGUGUUACGGCGAGUGGUCGCGCUGCAGCGGCGUGUCCGCGCCGUGCUGGGGAGGAGGCACUUCAUCAGGGUGAGGCGGGCAGCUGUGUGCAUCCAGCGAUGGUGGCGGAGUUGCAGACUGGAACGGCUGGCUAUGGAGAGCGCCCCUGGCCUCCAGCAGGGGGCAGCUAUGCAUGUGCCGACAGCAUUACAUGAGUAUGGGGAGUGUAAGAGGUCCCUGUUGCAGCCGGCGUUUCGGGUACUAAACAAGAAAAAGCUGAAACAGCAUCAGAAGCUGAUUGGACAAAACCGCUCAAAGCCAGAGGACAAAGCCCACAGGAUCAUGGGAUUAGACCUGAACAUGUUGCCAGAGCUGCAGAGGAGUCUCUGGAGGGUUGGGAGAGGACCAGGGGUUAAAGAUGGAGUGAAGAUGGAGGCUCUGGUGGACUCACAGGAGCAAAGGGGAAAGGGACGGAGUACAGAAUCUGUGAGUGGAGCUUGGGCAGAGGUAGGAGAGAGGGAGAGCUCCAAGGUGAUGGAUGAGCCCAAUAUGGAGAGCUGCAGGAUGACAGAAGUGGAGUCCACAGUGAGGGCGUGGCCAUUGGAGGAGGGGCCCACAGAAAGGGCAUGCCCAUUAUUAGAGGAAGGGCCCACAGAGGGGCCUUGGUUGUUAAAGAAGGGGCCCACAGAGAGCAUUUGUCCACUAGCAAAGGGGCUGACAGAGAGGGCAUGUCCUCUAGAGAAGAGACCCACAGAGAGGAUGUACCCAAUAGAGGAAGGUCCCAUGGAGUGUGUGUCUCCAUUAGAAGAGGAGCUGAUGAAGGUAUGUCCAUUGGAGGAGUGCCAGGAAUCUGCUGUGCUGUUGGCAGAGGGUGUGCCCAGCCAGAUACCCCUAGACAGUGAGCAUUCCAGUGGGAGCAGCACUGAGGACAGAGUGGUAACUGUGGAGACAGAGGAGUCCAGCUCUCCCUUCUCCAGGCCAGACCAGGUAGAUGUGUCUCCCAGCAACCCCAGAACAGAUUCUUCCAGCCUGGCUCUCAUCCCCAGGCUGCCAGCCCUCUCCAUACCUUCUACUAAGAGCACCUGCAGCAUGGUCCCCCAGCCCAGCGGUGACCCAGGCAGUGGCAUGCCCAGCAGGGAGAGGGGCAGGAUCUGUCGCGGGCCGCUGGUGGUCCUCAUCAGCAUGUGCAGUGACACGGUGCUGAACGGUGUUGAGGUCCAGCCUUCAAUCAGAGAGCCCCCUGACCCCGUGAGUCAAGACAGUGAGAAGGACGUGGAGGCUCGGAGUGCUGAAAAGGCAGAGCCUUGGAGGAAGGAGGGGGAGGCGCCUCAGAACACUGAGAGUGUGGUGCCUCAGAACAUUAAGAAGGUGGAGCUUCAGAACAUUGAGAAGGUGGGGCCUCAGAACAUUGAGAGUGUGGAGCCUCAGAACAUUGAGAGGGUGGAGCUUCAGAACAUUGAGAAGGCGGAGCCUCAGAACAUUGAGAAGGCGGAGCCUCAGAGCAAAGAGAAAUAUGAGUGUCAGCAGCAGUUGGAUCAGAGGCAGAGAGAGGGGGAUGAGGAGCAGAUGGAGGGGGAGGAGGAGCUCCACGAGAGGCAGGGAGAAGACCACGCCCACUCAGAGAGGAAUAUGCUCAAGAGGACAACAGACAACCUGCAGGAGAUCCAGCAGAGCAAGCAGGAGAGUGCAGUGCCAAAGGGGGGACAGUUGUCCCAUGCACUGUGCUCUACUCCCGCCCAUUCAAAGCAGCCUGCACCAUGUGUGGAUGUCCAGAUUACACUCCACCUGCAGGAUGUAGAUGGACAGGCUGCAUCUCCUGCUGCUAAAACCUGUCCUGUCCCUGAAGAGGGCAGCUGGGUACCCACACUGACCCAGGAGCCCCAGAGGGGUGUGGCUAGAGAAAUGCCAUACAAGAAGACCACAACUCACACCAUCAGUAUCAGCAUGACAGACAGGCCAAUAAGCCAUAGCUCCAUCCCUAAGGACAACCAGGGUUUGCUCACCAAGUCUGAUAAAGACUGUGUGAAUCAGGAGAGGUCAAAGGCCAUCGGCAGGGGUGAGGUGUCCAGACCAGUUCAUAAAAAGAGACCUCGCAUUUCACGAACACGCUCCACCUUGCUGGCCCAAGGUUUAACCCAAGAGAAGGAGGAGGGGUCAUAUCACAUGCAUGCCCUGCCCCUUUUGCUGUCACACCCACCCCUCAUAGAGCAAGAGGCAGAGAGCAACACAGAGGCGGCCUAUCACAGUGACCCUGAAAUGUCGUCCUCGUACUGUGAGGAACAGAAGGUCCUGCAGAAAGCAGUGCUGGCUGGAGGGGUGGGCAAGUCGAGCACACUGGGGAAGCUCACUCCCACAGAGAGCAGGGUUCGAGAGAAGAUGCGUUUUUGGAGGAAGAAGGCUCGCAGGCAGAAGUCAGUAGCCCUGCCAGAUGGACACCCCACCCACACAGGUGAGCAGCCUUUGACCCCCCCACAGGAAGAGCUGGAGGGUGUGGAGCUCAGAGACCCCUCCCCCGGGUCAACGAAGCUCCGCACCAUGCAGAUCAGCAUUGCAGGCGAGCGGCUGAGUGUCGACAAGCCCAUCCUCACUUGCUCUGCGGACUACAAGAGCAUGGACCACUUCCUGCUGAAGAAGAUCAGGGAGCUGGACUCUGAGGAUGAUCAGAGGGACACUGUAGUGGACAUUGUCUUUAAAAAGGCGCUCAGGGAAUUCCGUCUGAACAUUUUCAACUCUUACUCCACCACCUUGGCUCUGGAUGAUGAGAAGAGUGUGCGCUGUAAGGACCUGUAUGCCCUGUUCGAGCAUAUCCUGGAGAAGAUCAUGCGCCAGGAGCAGCAAGAUUGGAGUGAAUCGCCCGUCACGGUCUGGCUCAACACCUUCAAGGUCCUUUUGGACGAGUUCAUGAUGGAACACAAGCUCCCGGAGAGCAUGCCCUGUAAGGUGACAAAACCUGACCGCAAAACAAGGAGGAGGAAGGACCCAGAUGUUGUGGAGGAGCACCUAGGUCACGUCUUCAGGUCCACACACUACAGCAUCCCCACCCACUGUGAGUUCUGCUCUUCCCUCAUCUGGGUCAUGGACAGCGCCUACGUCUGCAAAUUGUGUCAGUAUGCCUGCCACAGGAAGUGUUGCCUUAAAAUGACCACCAGUUGCAGCAAACAGUACGACCAACAACAGUCCCCAAGACACUUUGGGGUGGAGCUGUCCCUACUGACCACUGAGGAGAAAACAGUGCCCCAGGUGGUGGAGAGGCUGAUCAGCUACAUCGAAAUACACGGCCUGUACACAGAGGGCAUCUACAGGAAGUCGGGGUCCCUCAAUAAGAUCAAAGAACUCAGGCAGAGGCUGGACACAGACCUGAACAAUAGCAAUCUGGACUCCUACAAUGUGCAUGUCAUCACUGGUGUCUUCAAGCAGUGGUUACACAGUCUGCCAAAUCCUCUCAUGACGUUUGAACUGUAUGAGGAAUUCCUCCGAGCUAUGGCCUUGUCAGAUAAGAAGGACAGGGUUGGAGCUGUGUUCUCCGUACUCAAGCAGCUCAGCAGACCCCACCUCAGCACUCUGGAACGACUCAUGUUCCACCUGGUCAGGAUCUCUCUGCAGGAGGAGACAAACCGCAUGUCGGUCAACGCCCUUGCCAUUGUUUUUGCCCCCUGCAUUAUGCGCUGUCCUGACACCAGUAACCUGCUGCAAAGCAUGCAGGACAUCAGCAAGACCACUGCGUGUGUGGAGCUGAUACUUGCUGAGCAGGUGAAAAAGUAUCGGUCCAGGCUGAGGAACAUCAGCAGUCUGGAAUUCACUGAGAGCAAAGCCCAUACCAGGCUGAGUCUGGUGCACAGGUCCCUGGUGAGUGCAGGCAGAUGGUGAGGAAUGGAAGCAAAUGGUUAAACAAGGCCCUGUUGUGUGUUACAGGGCAAAGGGCGUUUGUGUGUGACCGACUGCCAUGCCCCGUCACCCCCUGUGAGCACCCUGCAGCCUGGGCUUGUGGGCGGGGAUGAGGAGGUGGGUGGGGCUGCGGCACUGUCUGACCUGCAGAAGGAAGAGAAGGUUCUGACACAGCAGAUCGAGAGCCUGCAAAAGGAGAAGGAGGAGCUUACCGUUGACAUAAUGACCCUGGAGCUGCAGGCCUCCGAUGACGAGGCUCUAGGGGGUGAGGCCCCCAUUGGGCAGGCGGAGAGCUCUGCCACAGUGAACAGCAAUCCAAAGAGCGCAGUGAAAAGUCAGAGGUCAGAGGGGUGGAGCCAUCAGACUCCAAGGAAACACCUGAGUUCCAGCUCCUCCUUCUCCCUGCACUCCCAUCUCCACUCUUGUUCCAGGUCACCGUUGUCAGAUGUGCCCCAGUCCAUACAGCCCAGCAGCACCCUGAAAAAGACCUGCCCAGUGCAGGAGGACACAGGGAGGGUGCAGUUUACCUCUAGCCCAGAGGGGGUCAGACUGAUACCCAUCAGGAACUCACCCCAAAAUCAGGAGCACAAGAGAAAUCCUGACUUCAGUUUGGCACAGCAGGUGGUGCUGUAUGGCAACAAAGAGUUCAUGGUGUGA
Molecule: messenger RNA, 7191 nt
Organism: Megalops cyprinoides (Indo-Pacific tarpon)
Lineage: Eukaryota; Metazoa; Chordata; Actinopteri; Elopiformes; Megalopidae
Product: unconventional myosin-IXAa-like
Exons: 39
Biological process (GO): intracellular signal transduction
Cellular component (GO): myosin complex
Molecular function (GO): ATP binding; GTPase activator activity; microfilament motor activity
Source: RefSeq, a predicted model, not a curated record